This is a messenger RNA of Wallemia ichthyophaga EXF-994, 1848 nucleotides long. RefSeq names its product putative inactive purple acid phosphatase 29. The transcript is spliced from 2 exons. The coding region runs from base 1 to 1848 and encodes 615 amino acids. The record is from RefSeq and is a predicted model, not a curated record. Gene Ontology annotation, cellular component: cytoplasm. Gene Ontology annotation, molecular function: phosphoprotein phosphatase activity. Lineage: Eukaryota; Fungi; Basidiomycota; Wallemiomycetes; Wallemiales; Wallemiaceae.
AUGAGGCAAUUUCUUCUAAGCUUUAUAAUUUCAAGCUUCAUAACGAUAAUUCUAUUAUCGCGAUACUCGCUCCUCAGUACGAAUUACACACCAAAGCACAAGCAGUUGCUUCCACUCCAAUGGCAGAACUACGACUACGUGAAAUUGGUCGAUCACGGCAGCAACAGCAGCGACGACAACAGCCUCUAUGAUUCAAAUUACAACGUACUCGAAGCUCCACUUGACAUAUGGAAUCCAAUACUUCCACAUUCCACACCCAUCAAUGAUAUCACCAUAAGAAGCUGCUCACUCCCACCUUCUUUGGAGUAUUACUUUGGUGGCUGUUAUCCUCCUUCAACUUCUGAGGAUAACAGCAAGUAUGGCCCUUGGGUUAGAGUCGGCAUGAGCUUAAAUGUACAAAAUGGACGCGGCCAUAAGAAUAAUUACUUGUACUACAGAAGGUCUCGUAGACUAGACGUCAGCUACAUUGAUGACAUCAAACUGCUCUCUUCUGACAGCUCAGAAAAAUUGGAUGAAAAUUGGUUCAAAGUUAAAUCGAAUCCAUCACCAAACACCCGCCUCUACUACCACACUCAUCCUCCAUCCUCCAAUCCACGGCCAUCAGACGCAGUCACUGAGGUUGAUAUCUUGUUCGGUGAUGGUCCGCCAUGGCCAGACUUCAAGCGCGUACAAGGUGCAAACAUCCAAGACGCGUCAUCCAAGAAUGAACGCAUGACUUUCACUAUCCGCAAAGGCUAUAAACACCCCAAGCAGCCUGAACAAUUGAAAUUUAGAGAUAACGGACAAUUCCGCAUACUACAAAUUGCUGACCUACAUUUCAGCGUGGGCAAUGGUACAUGCAGAGACACUGACAAGUCACCAUGCCAAGGUGAUCCAGACUCUAUACAACUUAUGGCAGAGACUCUCGACGACGUCAAACCUGAUUUCGUUGUCUUCACAGGCGAUCAGUUGAAUGGACAGGGUACGUCAUUCGAUGCUGUCAGCGUUAUUUCCAAGGUCUACAGCGAGGUGAUUAAGAGAAAGAUACCAUUUACCGCAAUUUUCGGUAAUCAUGAUUCUGAGAUGACUGAUUUACCUCGGUCGGAGCAGAUGAGAAUUAUUCAGGCAUUACCCUUCUCGCUCGCCCAGCCUGGUCCUUCUGAUAUCCACGGCGUUGGGAAUCAUGUGCUUAAAGUGUACUCCCCUGAUGGCACCAAUUCUCACCUCCUUACCAUGUACUUGUUCGAUACGCACGGGCUGUUGCCUCCACCUCGUUACAACCCAUUCAAGAACAUGAUGGGGCAGUAUGACUACAUCAGACAGAAUCAGAUCGAUUGGUUCGUCGAAGAAUCGGACAACAUCAAACUAGAGAAUCGACCAUUCAUACCAAAGCAAGGCGAAGUCUUCGAUGACACGCACAAGAGAAUAUCACAAACACCACAAAAAGCUAACGCAUUGGUAUUUGCGCACAUCCCCUUGCGUGAAUACUACGACAGUCCCGCCGAUCUCGACGCCAACGGGACCCCUAUAGAAGGAUGGGGUAGUAAAGGCAUUGAAGAUGGUGACGGUGCGAGUGGCAUAAAUGGUGGCUUCUUCAACGUCGCUAACGAGCUCCGCCGCGGUAGCGACACCACCACCAACGAAAUAAGAGUGAUUGCACAUGGACACUGCCACCUGACUGACGAAUGUAGGCUGAUUCAAGGAACAUGGAUCUGUUUCGGGGGUGGAAGCUCAUACUCGGGCUACGGGAAGAAGGGCCACGACCGUAGAUUCAGAGUGUAUGAUGUGAGUGAGUGGGGAGAGACAAUUGAGUCUUGGAAACGCACGGAGACAGGGGAGCGCAUUGACGGCCUGAUACUUGUAAACUAG